CCCUUCUCUAUGCGUUUUUCGCUCUAACCCUAUGUUAUAGUGCCAAGCACCGUUUCCAGAAUGGUCUCGUCCGCUGUUUGUCGCCGUCGUCGGCCCAAAAAAUUAUCAACAAAUUUCUCCCGUUCUCGUUCCAAAAAUUUUUCCUUACUGCAACAUUCUACCACUGGUCGUAUCACACGAACACUUAUCUAUCUAAUCUAUAGCAUAUCGCCUGUGCGUAACUGGAUACACUUACUUGUUACUGUGCUCCUUUUGUUAUAGCCCGUUACUGCCAUUUGUAUCAUCCUGUAUUAUAGGUGGAAAAAUAGUGGAAAUUAUCAGUUUGAUUAUCGUGUUUGUGGUGCCGUGUUCGAAGAGAUUCUGGCUGAUAAGUAAGUCCACAGAUACGUGAAUUCGCCGAAUCCAUCCAAUCAUAUUCUUUUGUUUUUCAUCAAUUGAUAUUAUAGCACUCCUCCAGCCAAAAUGGUUAGACCAGACAUUCCUGACGAUCUUUCAGAAAACCCCGAGCUCUAUGGCUUGAGAAGAUCACAUCGAGAGAGAAGAACCAAUGCUAUAGUUGAGAGUGACAGCGAAGAAGAGGCUCCUAGAAGAAAGAGGAGAGACUAUCAUGAUGACUAUGACGAGGAUGAUAACGAUGAAGACGACGAUGUGGAAGAUGACAUUGAAGACGAAGAUGACGAUUUCAUAAUGGGCAAUGCUAAACCUAAAAGGGGACCUAAAGUAGGGAGAAAACCUGGCAGAAAGCCUGUAAAAAAGAGGAAGGCCGAAGAGAUUCCAGUUGAGCUUAGAUUCUCGGCUAGAAAUAAUAGACAAGUUAACUAUCAAGUUGAUUACGAGAAUGACGAUGAUUUGCUUGAAAGCGGAGCUGAAGACGAUGAAGAUGACCACGGGGACUACUACUACUAUCAGCAGGCCACCGAGACUGAGAAUGAACGUGGUAUCGACCUUGUUAUGGACCAUAAACCCAAUGAUGAGAACCCCGAGAAGACCGACGAUCCAAAAUACGAUUUCCUAUUCAAGAUCAAGUGGACAGAUGCAUCUCACCUUCAUAAUUCGUGGGAGUCUUGGACUACCCUUAAAGAUUUCAAGGGGUUCAGAAAAGUUGAUAACUACAUCAAGCAAUUCAUCAUAAUGGAUGAGGAAAUCAGAAAUGACCCAUUGACUACCAAGGAAGACAUAGAAGCCAUGGAUAUUGACCGUGAAAGAAGAAGAGACGAACAGGAAGAAUACACUCAAGUGGAAAGAAUCGUCGACAGCGAAAGAGUCGAAGAAGAUGGAGAGAGUAAACUUCGUUACUUCUGUAAAUGGAAAAGACUCUAUUACGACGAAUGCUCGUGGGAAGAUGCAGAAGAGAUUGCUACCAUAUCUCCUGAUCAAGUAGCCAAAUAUCAGCAAAGGCUCAAGUCAAAAAUCUUGCCAAACUUAUCGGCUAACUAUCCACAAUCAUCAAGACCAAGAUUUGAAAAGUUGGUCAAACAGCCAGUUUUUAUCAAGAAUGGAGUCUUAAGAGAUUUCCAAUUAACCGGAUUAAACUGGAUGGCAUUCUUAUGGUCAAGAAACGAGAACGGUAUUUUAGCAGAUGAGAUGGGUUUGGGUAAAACCGUUCAAACCGUCGCAUUCUUAUCUUGGUUGAUUUAUGCUAGAAGACAAAAUGGUCCUCAUUUAGUUGUUGUUCCAUUAUCUACAAUUCCUGCAUGGCAAGAAACCUUUGAAAAGUGGGCACCAGAAGUGAAUUGUAUUUACUACCUUGGUAACACCCAAGCUAGAAAAACUAUAAGAGAUUACGAAUGGUAUAAUUCAAAUGGUAAGCCAAAGUUCAACAUUGCAUUGACUACUUAUGAGUAUAUUUUGAAAGAUAAAGUUGAAUUGGGCUCAAUCAAAUGGCAGUUCUUAGCAGUCGAUGAAGCUCACAGAUUGAAGAAUGCGGAGUCGUCUUUGUAUGAGUCUUUGAAGCUGUUUAAAGUCUCCAACAGGUUAUUGAUUACCGGUACUCCUUUGCAAAAUAACAUUAAAGAGCUUGCGGCUUUAUGCAAUUUCUUGAUGCCUGGAAAAUUCAAUAUCGAGCAGGAAAUUGACUUUGAAACACCUGAUGAUGAACAAGAAGAGUACAUUAAGGACCUUCAACGUGAAAUCCAACCCUUCAUUUUGAGAAGAUUGAAGAAGGACGUGGAAAAAUCUCUUCCAUCUAAAACAGAACGUAUUUUGAGAGUCGAGUUAUCAGAUAUGCAAACCGAUUACUAUAAAAAUGUUAUCACCAAGAAUUACUCAGCUUUGAACGCUGGUAAUAAAGGAUCUCAAAUCUCCCUUUUGAAUGUUAUGAGUGAGUUAAAGAAAGCAUCCAAUCAUCCUUAUUUAUUUGAUGGGGCCGAAGAUAGAGUAUUAAGUAAAGUGGGUUCUACUUCUCGUGAAACUGUUUUGAGAGGUAUGAUUAUGUCAUCUGGGAAAAUGGUAUUAUUAGAACAACUUUUGACCAGAUUGAAGAAGGAAGGUCACAGGGUUUUGAUUUUCUCACAAAUGGUGAGAAUGUUGGAUAUUCUUGGUGAUUACCUUUCCAUUAAGGGUUACAAGUUCCAAAGAUUGGAUGGUGGUAUUCCCUCUGCCCAAAGAAGAAUUUCUAUCGACCACUUCAACGCACCAGAUUCCCAAGAUUUUGUUUUCCUUUUAUCCACUAGAGCCGGUGGUUUGGGUAUCAAUUUGAUGACUGCCGAUACUGUGAUUAUCUUUGAUUCAGAUUGGAAUCCUCAAGCAGACUUACAAGCCAUGGCAAGAGCACACAGAAUUGGUCAAAAGAACCACGUUUCAGUCUACAGAUUUGUUAGUAAGGACACUGUCGAAGAACAAAUUUUGGAAAGAGCUAGAAAAAAGAUGAUUUUAGAAUAUGCCAUCAUUUCUCUUGGUAUCACAGAUCCUAGUUCUAAAAAGUCAAAAACUGAACCUUCAGCUAAUGAAUUAACUCAAAUCUUAAAAUUUGGCGCUGGUAAUAUGUUCAAAGCAAACGAAAACCAGAAAAAGUUGGAGGAUUUGAACUUAGAUGAAGUCUUGAACCACGCCGAAGAUCAUGUUACUACUCCUGAUUUGGGAGAAUCCAAUCUUGGUUCUGAAGAGUUUUUGAAGCAAUUCGAAGUCACUGACUAUAAGGCAGAUGUUGAAUGGGAUGACAUUAUUCCUGAAGAAGAACUUUCUAAAUUGAAGGAUGAAGAGAAGAAGAAGGCGGAUGAUGAAUAUUUGAAAGAGCAGAUUGCCAUGUACUCCAGAAGAAAGGCCACCGUGCGUAAGUUUGAAAACGGCGGAGACUCUGGAAUACCUAGUGAAGAUGAUAACGAUGAGGAUGAAGAUGGAUCAAGAAAGAAGAGAAGAAGAACAGCUGGAGACCAUCAACUUUCUGAGAAGGAGAUCAGAGGAAUAUACAGAUCCAUUUUAAAGCUUGGUGAUCUUACUGGGAAGUGGGAAUUGUUAGUUGAAGAAGGAAGUAUAUCGAACAAGAACCCCGUUUUGAUCAAGCAUGCUUACAAUCAAAUCAUCAACAUGUCCAAACAAUUGGUUAAAGAAGAAGAAAACAGAAGAACCAAGGUGUUAGCCGAGUUGGAGAAGAAAGCCAUGGAGCUGAAAGACAAAAACGUUGUUGAUGCCAAUGGAAAUAAUCCUACCGCACUCUGGAUUGCCAAAAAGAAAGAAAAGAAAGCGGUUCUCUUUGAAUACCAGGGUGUCAAGAAUAUUAACGCUGAAUUGGUGUUAACCAGACCAGUUGACAUGAAACUCUUGGAAGAGUUGGUGCCUGCUGAUAAUCCAACCAAAUUUGAAUUACCUAAACAACCUAAGCAAGUAAGUGCAUGGUCUUGCGAAUGGUCACCAAAGGAUGAUGCCAUGUUAUUGGUUGGUGUAUAUAAAUUUGGUUACGGGUCAUGGGUCCAAAUUCGUGACGACCCUGUUCUCGGAUUGCAAAAUAAGUUAUUCUUGGAGGGCGCUACUGGAAAAGAAACCAAGGAGGAGAAAGCCAACAAAAAAGUUCCUGGUUCUGUUCACUUGGGAAGACGGGUUGACUAUUUGUUUACUUUGUUAAAUGGUCAGGACGACAGCCCUGGCUCUGCAUCUAGUACUACUUCAGUCAAGAAGAAGAGAAAGCCCAAGACCGAUUCCCCAGCACCAAGCAAUGGCAGCAAUAUUUCAGCAGCAAGCAACGGAAAGCGCUCUAGUAAGGCACAGUCGCCAGAUGUUCAAAGAAAGCCCAAAAAGAUGCCUGUGGCUGCUACAGUCAAGGCCGAGCCUUCUGAAGAUUUGGAAUAUGAGAGUAUGGACGAGGGUGCCUGUAAGAGCACACUUAAGCCGGUAUCCAAGUCCUUGAUGAAAUUGCACCGUGGUAACAAGGGAAUGGAGAAACAUGAAUGGGCCAACACCUUGAGAAGCGAGUUGAUUUUGAUUGGUGAUUUCAUUGGAGAACAGGUGGACCAAGCAAAGAGCAGUCAAAAAGAGAAGAUGAAAAAACACUUGUGGUCGUAUGCCAGUCUUUACUGGCCAGCCAAAGUUCCUAGUCGGAAGAUCAAUGACAUGUACAGUAGAAUCAAGAUCCAAUCGCGUGCCCCAAAGAAACCACUGAAGGGAUAGUGUAUAGUAUAAUAAAUGUUACGAUAAGAG
Messenger RNA from Suhomyces tanzawaensis NRRL Y-17324, 4632 nucleotides. Its product is annotated as chromatin-remodeling ATPase. Gene Ontology annotation, cellular component: chromatin; nucleus. The transcript has a single exon. Gene Ontology annotation, molecular function: histone binding; ATP-dependent chromatin remodeler activity; DNA binding. NCBI's taxonomy places the organism in Eukaryota, Fungi, Ascomycota, Pichiomycetes, Serinales, Debaryomycetaceae. Gene Ontology annotation, biological process: regulation of transcription by RNA polymerase II; nucleosome organization. The coding region runs from base 463 to 4602 and encodes 1379 amino acids. The record is from RefSeq and is a predicted model, not a curated record.